UACGGUUACCGUUUUGUUGCAGCAAAUAAAAUAUAAACCUAUAAAUUAUACACAUAUAUGUAUAUGAACACCCGCUAAUGUCUUUAACAAUUGUGAAUAGUUUACUUUUUGGUAUUAUAUGAAUAUUUUAUCUUUAUACAUAAAUACAUAUUGGCACAUCACAAUUGCUAAUACAUAAUAUAAAAUAGCUGAUGGUUGGGUUUUGUUAAAAAUAAAAUGCACAAUUCAUAUGGAUUAAAAUACUCUUGGGGAUCUUUAGUUAUAAAAAUUAUAAUUUAUUUUUAUCUUAUACUAUAUACACAUAUGAUCAAUGGAGCGCCAUCAUCUACAACUAGUCUUGCUGCUGGGGUAAAAACAACAUCAGAUGGAAAAUAUAAAGUAAAUAAUUUAAAUGUAAUCGAUGGUAGCGAUACAAAUUUUACGAAUUUAACACGUCAACAUGACGGCGAUAUAUUUAGUGCAAACGAUAUCUCAAAAUGUAACUUGGAUACUUGUGUGGGAUUAUCAAGUGGUACAGCUAGUUUAGUUGUUACAGAAAACAAGAAAACAGAUGUUUCAACGGCAACAAAUUCUGAUGAUAGUAAUCUAGAUGGUUGCACAUGUCGCUGUCAUUCCUAUUCGAGUACAUAUAGAGAAGAUUUAGGAAUUUGUGUUGAUGAUAUUCGAGAAUGUAAAUUGUCGCCAUUUGUUAGUGGUUCAUCUACUGAAAAAAUUCCAUUUGUAUUUUUACCAUUACGUGGUCAAAUAAUUUAUCCAAGCCGAGAGAUCAUUUUUGCUGAAAUUCAAACACCAAUAUGUGCAGUCACGGGUUCUCAAUAUUUAACAUCAAAUGGUUGGGCGGAUUUAAGAAAUCCAAUAGAUACAGAUUUACCAUUUCGUAUGUUUCGGGAUGAAGGGAGAACAUUUCUACAAUGGUUGGGUGAACCAGAAUUACGUCAUAAAAUGCAAGGACGUUUAGUUCUAAUACAUUUAAUGUGUAGAGAUAUGACAUUUUCGAAUAAUAAAAGCACUUUAAAUAAUGAUCCGAAUGCAAAUUUAAUUGGAAACAAUAUUUAUACACCAUGUGUAGCAUUUCGUAUUAGUGGUAGUCCGGUUAAAUAUAUUCAUAAUGUUUCGGAGGUCUUAUUUCAAUCAGAAGCUUCAUCAAAUUUAUCGGCAGCAGCUGAUGGAUUAAGUGCUAGGGAAUAUAUUGUAAUCGGUGUUUGUAGUCUACUUUUGGGAUUGAUUUAUGUGGCUUCAGUCUUUCUCUAUUUACAUGUAAAGAAACGAAAGAAUUUAAGUAGUGAACCAGCACGUAGCUCCCUUGAUGAUUUAGACAAUGAUAUUAAUUAUCCCAAAAAUGAUCAAGUAACUUUUGGUGUACCCUUCACUAGAACAGGAAGUUCAUAUUCUAUUAACAGUGUUAAUGACCAUAGAAAUAGCCAAAGAUCUCAUAGCAGAAGUUUAAAUUCACCAGUAAGUGGCUUAAAGGAAGAUAUUGGAGUUAUUAAAAACAAUCCAUUAUUAAAACAUUUUCCAAGCUUAAGUGAUCAUUCGGGUUUUACAAGUGAUCUAUCAAAUUCUAAUUCUGAAUUUGAAGAUAAUCAAUCAAGUAAAAAUGAAAAAUUAAAAAUUAAUCAAACUUCGGCUAUAAUACAUCCAACGUCGUGUAACAAAAUUGAAAUGGAACGUAAUGCUGUUCAACAAGAAUCAUCACCAUCACCAACACAAGAAAAUGAAUGCUUACCAGAAGCAAACGUUUCAAUAAUUGAAGAAGUAGGAGUUGAGGAAAAACAGCUUGAAAAUAUGCGUGCAUUGGUUAAUGGGACAGUACGAAAAAAAUUAUAUUUUAAUCCAGCAUAUUUUGAACCGCAUUUACUUUUAAGUCCCCCACCGGCAGCGAUCGAAUUUUUGACUAAAAUACGUGAAGUUAUCGCUAUCGCUAAAUAUAAAAUGGCUAGUAAACGUUAUCAACCUUCAUUGGGUGCAAUUAUUGAAGAAGUUCGUACUGAUGGAUCCGAAAUAUAUUCGAAAAGAAGUAGUCAGCAUCGUGAACAAAAUGUAAAUUAUGUUAAAAUAGAAGAAACGAAAAAACUGCAAACAGAAAUGCCAGUAGAACAUCAAAGCUUAGAAGUUAUAAGUAUAAGCAAUAAAGGAGUUGGAGAUAAAACAAAUAGCAUACAAAAAUGGUUAGAAACAGUUCCACAACCAAAUGAAAAUAUUGAUAAAUCUAUAAAGAAAAUUCCAAACCCUACAACUUCAACAACAACGCAGUUCAAUAACUGUAAAAUUAUUUCUGAUGCCAAUUUUAAUUCAACUACAAAGCAGCAAAAACAAGAAUCUAAUCGAAGUUUACGAAAAAUGAGUCCUCCAAAAGUAAAACCACCUCCAGUUCCAGCUAUAAGCCCCGCCACAAAAUCUGCUAUUUAUGCUUCGAACAUUAAAAUGUCUCCAUUAAUGCAAAAAAAGGAGACCAUUGAAAUUAAUCAGCCGAAUCGAGAAGGGAUGACUUCACAGAUUACAUAUCAUCAAGAAAAACCAAUUACUCCAGUGUUAAAGAAUCGGCAUUAUGAUGGAAAGUCGAUCUAUCAAUAUACAGAUCGUGCAGAAAUUUAUAAUAAUCCAAAAUUUAGUCACUCCGACUCUCCACAAUUGUCACAAAAGUCGCGUUCGACUCGCUCGAGAUCCUCAAAAAAGCGUAUGGAAGUACUUGACCAAUAUUCCAAUCCACAAAAGCUUGAACCAUCACAUUACGAAUUGAUGAAAAAUAUUAAACAAAUGCCAGAUAUGGUUUAUGAAGCAUUAGCCAAAGAUUAUUCAAUGGGUAUGUAUUCAUCGUCAAGUCGUCCAAACAGUCAAACAUUCAAUAUUCCAACACCAGAUUAUGAUAGUACACUAGAUAAAAAAAUUAAAAAUAUUUAUAACAAUAGCCAAAAUGGAAAUAUUGUCAUACCAUCAGUUCCCACUCCAGACUAUAGUACAUUAGGGAAAAGGAGUAAUGGUCGAUUAUACCAUCCACCUGACUCACCCAUAUAUAGAAGAAAAUCACCUCAGUAUUUAAUUGUAGACUAUGAAACGGACAGUCUGGAACGAACUACUCACCAAAAUCGAAAGUGUUCGAACUCAUCAUCACCAACAUCUAAUAAUAGUUCAGAAAUAAGUUCCCAUCCCAGUCCAAGUUUGAGUACAGCUUUACCAUUGGAAGAAGAAGUUGAGAUACGGCACACGGUCUAUGAUAAAGUUGAAGGUUUUCGAAAGGACGGGGACAGUCAUAUGAAGAAAAAAGGAUCAAAAAAUUCUGCUGAAUAUGAAGAUAUUCGUAAUUCAAAUGUAAAAAAAACAUUGGAACCAUUAAUCAAAUAUGACACACCAUUUCGUGGUAGUAUGACAAUUGAGGUACAACAUGAGCCAUUAAGUGACUUCGAGCCCUCUACUGAUAGUGAUCAAUUUGAACCAGAUACACUUGAUAGAAAACCAAAAAAACAUAGUUUCUGCGAUGUCAAAAGCACUGAUGCUUGGUCGGAACACUUAAAAAAAUCUAAAAAUUUCGUAAAUUCACAAGAAGAAAAAAUUAGUUAUUCUUCAUUGGAGAAUAUGACUUCACUUCCAGAUUUUAGUAACAAUAAUUACAGUAGAACCGAUAGUCUAAAAAAUUAUCUUAUAUUAAAAUCGAGUAGCUCGUUUCGAAGCAAUAUCGAAACAGCAAAUAAGCGGAUUAAUACAAAAUAUAACGAAAUUAAUUCUAAUUUACUUGAAUCGAGGCCGUCUUUUGGAAGUUUAAGGGAAAUAUAUCAAUCAAAAGCUCAUCGAAAUCCACAUCAGAGACCAAAGUUAACUAACGUAGAUUUUUCAACAGAGCAAGGAAGACUUUUAACCCUAGAAGCGAAGCAUACAAGACGUCAAAGGCAAAUACAGGAUAAAGAUAGAAGUUCAAAAGUGCUACCACCGGAUGUGGUACCAACCACAAUCACAGAUAAUAAUAAUGGUAAUAAUAUCAGCAAUAGCGGAGGAAGUAAAGAAGAUAAUGAUAGUAAACUUUAUCAUGACAUAAAAAAAUCUAGAACUGCUACAGCAAAUAGUGCUAUAGAAGAAGAAAAUUUAUUAAAUGGAGAUACAAAUAACAUUCGAAAAAACUUCCAGGGUUGGAACACUGAUAAUUUCAGUGGAAAUCAUAAUGAUAAUAUUGUUAUUAAAAAUAAUAAUAAUAAAUUUAAUAACAUUACAAACAAAAAUAAACAUGAUCCUGAUUAUUUUUCACAUGAUGAUACAGAAGAAACAAUUAGUAAUCAUAGUGAAUCCACUGAAAUUACCGGUGUUUCAGAUACCCAAGGAAACUCGGAAUUUGAGGAUGAUCUUAAAUCCAAAGAUAGAAUUAAAGAAAGCCAACAAAAUAGUAGGAAGCAUAAAAAUAAAUUUCGAAAAAAUUUUAUUGUUAAUUUGCCAAUAUCAAAUAAUAGCGAUGAAACGAAUAGUAAUAAUAGUAAUGAUAAUACAACAAACGAUAGUGCCAUUCGAAAUCAAACUGAAUCUCCAAUAAAUUCAACAGUAAUUAAUCAAAAUGUAGUAUCAUUAUCCGAAUUCCCAUCAAUUAGGUCAAAAAACAAGCAUAUCAAUUUAAAUGGUGACCGCAGUUAUGACAGAUACUUAAAUCGAAAAAAAAAUAAGGAGCAUGAAAGUGAAAAUUAUCAAAAAUCCGAAAUAAAAAUAUCAGAAAAUAUCACAGAAUCUUCAGAAGCAAACAAAUAUUCCAAGAGCUUGAUAUGUCCCGAUCAAAACUCUAAUAUAAAACAAAUAUAUCGCGUUGAAAUAGAAUCCCCUAUGAAUGGAAUGCAAAUAGCUAUGGGAUUGAAAGAUCGUUCUAAGAAAUCAAAGGAUCUAAAGAAUGCAUGGAAACGUUUUGUAUGUCUGGCAACUUCCAAAUUAAGUUCAAAUAAUAGUGCUAUGAAAUCGGAUGAAAAUUCAGAUUUACGCGUACAGGAACAAAAGAACAAAGAUUUGUUAGUUACUGAGAAGGAAAUUAUAUUGAGUCGUUCUAUUUACGAUAAAUCUGAAAAUAAUACACGCAAUGAAAUACAAAAUGAAGAUGAACAAAUUAAUUGUAAACAAAUUAUUAAAACGAAUAAAUUAUUAACUGGUCGAUAUAAUUUUUGCGAACCAAAUUAUUUAAACGGGCAACAAAAGCAUGAAUUAGACAGCGGAUAUAUGAGCGCUGACUCAAGUGAAGUUUAUGCUAGACGAUACUAUGAACGAUUUAAUUUCAAAGCAAUGACAGAAACAGAACAUAUAACUUUAGUAGAUACAAUUGAAGAUAAUUUAUCAGAUAUAACCAAUAAGAAUAAAAUCAACAAUUGUAAUACAAAUAAUAAUAAUAUCAAUAGUAGUAAUAAUGACAAUAGUAAUAUUAGCAAUGAGAAUCAAAGCAACAAUGAAAUUAUAAUUAUUUCAAGUUUAAAAGGUAGACAUGAAGAAAAUUCAUUUUGUAGUAAUAGUAAAGAAAAUAAUGCAAUAAAUGUAGAAAGUAAUGGUCAUAAUAAAUAUACUUGUCUUGAAGACGAAAAUGUUAUUGUUACAGCAUCUGAAUCUGAUGACGAUGGUGGAAAUACUGAGGAUUUAUCAGAAUCAGGAGCUGAAAGUGUUGAAACACAUUCUGUAUUUUUUAAAAAUAUUCGAAAAAAAUCCUAAAUUUAACAAAUAGUAACUAUCCUUUACAAAAAAUUUUUUAUACUUUAAAUCCUUUUUAGUUAAUGGCUACGUAAAGCAGCCACAAUUGAAAGUUGCAAAAUUAAUUUUUUUUGUUUCUGUACAAAAUCGUUUCAAUUUUAAUUUCUACUAAUUUAAAAUCUAUUUUUCA
Condylostylus longicornis is the source of this 5830-nucleotide messenger RNA. RefSeq lists its product as uncharacterized. The record is from RefSeq and is a predicted model, not a curated record. Bases 217 to 5661 code for a protein of 1814 amino acids. Gene Ontology annotation, biological process: imaginal disc-derived wing hair organization. NCBI's taxonomy places the organism in Eukaryota, Metazoa, Arthropoda, Insecta, Diptera, Dolichopodidae. The transcript has 11 exons. Gene Ontology annotation, cellular component: cell cortex.